UUAUCGAUCAUCGUACCUACAGACAAGGCGUGUAAUGUAAUGUAAUGCGAUAAGGACAGCAAUAUUCAUUAAUUCCACCAUUUCAUCGCUACGCGACGCUACGCAACAUCUCAGUGUCUAUGAGUCGAUUAAAUUUUCAAUUGAACAUUGGAAAGUAAAUUAGUUUUUUUGGAAAUUUGCACAACUACUUUCGUAACUAAAUCUGUUCAAUUGAAAUUCCACUCUCAAUUUUCUUUCAAGUGAAAAAACGCAUUCCACCACUCACAGUCUAACAUAAUUACAAAUUGUAUAUUAAAAAUAAAUUAAUUAAUUAAUUUUUAUUGUUUGCAAAUAUGUAAACUAUUUUCAAACUGCGCCAGCUGUAGUCUCCGUGUAAAUGAACAGAAUAUAUUGAAAAAUGAGAUUAUUUAUUGUAGAAUUAUCGUACAUUUUACAUAAUAUUUAAUACUACUAAUUGUAAAUUAUGCGAACAAAUUAACUACUUAUGGAUGUAUUCUCUCUCUUGUUCCCUAUUCCACUUUAUAUUUUACGUUCGUAAUUACUAUUCAACUACGAUAUAUAUUUUACGCGAGAAUAUUUGAAUUUUAAAAGGAAUUAUCAGGAAUUUUACAUAGUUUACAUACAAAUGUUAUUAUGUUAUUUAUAAUUUUACAGUGUCCUAUAUUCCUAUAAAAAGUCAUAAAUUUUCUAUGUCAUCGUAGACAUCUAAUGUUUGACAUUGAUUUAGUCAGAAUGUUGCUUUAUAGUUAUUAAUCAUUUUAAUAAAUGAUGGAUGAAUCAUUAUCGUGUAACUUACGUGUCAGUAAUAUUUUCGAUCAAUUUCUACUACUGAAAUAAGUAUCAGAAAUAAAAAUAUACGGCGAAAAAGAAUGAUUAUAUUUAUGUAAUGAGUCGAAAAGGUUGCGCAAUGUCACACGUUCAUUCAGUCCAUUCUUGAUUGUAUUUUGUUAUUCUAUGAAUUCUUUUAUGACUUCAUUCUAUGAAAAAUAGUUGAUUAUUUGGUUUACGGUGUUAACAACAGUUACAUAUACACAGAUGAACCCACUUAUAAAUCGCGCAAUUUUUACUAACGAACGAUUGUCAUUUGGUUAUUUCAUACGACGACAAUUUCGAUUAUCAUCUCAAAACAUGGUUAUCGCUGUAGGAGAAAAGUUACCCACAAUUGAUCUUUUUGAAGAUUCUCCCGCAAAUAAAGUAAAUCUUGGCAAAAUCGCUGCUGGGAAAAAAAUUGUAGUUUUUGGAGUGCCAGGUGCAUUCACACCAGGAUGUUCAAAGACACAUCUUCCUGGUUAUAUACAAAAAGCUGAUGAAUUAAAAUCUAAAGGAGUUGCAGAAAUCUUUUGUAUUUCUGUAAAUGAUCCAUUUGUAAUGGCAGCGUGGGGUAAAGAACACGGAGCAGAAGGCAAAGUACGCAUGCUGGCAGAUCCUUCAGCUCAGUUUACAGAUGCAUUGGAGCUAUCUGUAGAUUUACCGGUAUUGGGUGGAAAAAGAAGUAAACGAUACUCUAUGAUUCUUGAAGAUGGAAUAGUUAAAGACUUGAACGUUGAACCUGAUAAUACAGGCCUCUCUUGUUCAUUAGCACAAAAUAUUAAACUUUAAAAUAUACUCUAUCGAGUAUUAUCUAAUAAUUUCUCGUUAGAAAAUUAUUAAUAGUUUUUUGAUGAAUUUAUAAAUUCUGUCAUGUGUGCGUAAAAUAAAACGAUUAUUCAUUACACGAUAUUACAAUUUUGUUAAAUAAAAUACAUGUACCUGUAUUUCAUAUAUACUUUUAAUAUGUUUUAUUUCAUGUCUAUUAUCUCAGAUGGUUUUGAUUCUUGAAUAUUAGUGCUUGUAAAAUUAAAACAAAAAAUACUUUUUUUGAAAGUAAUAUAUUUUUACUCGUGUAAUAAAAUAACAUCAACUCGUUUGUCGAUCUCCAUCAACUCGUAAAUAUAAAAUUAUAAUUUUC
Messenger RNA from Heterotrigona itama, 1948 nucleotides. The record is from the annotation of a GenBank genome assembly. Lineage: Eukaryota; Metazoa; Arthropoda; Insecta; Hymenoptera; Apidae.